CACUCUGACCUGCCACUUUGGAUGUAAAACAUGCACCACGUGACAUCCGGCACAAAAACGUGAUUCUCUUUCCUCGUAUCUGCGAAGUAAGGGUAGCAACGUUUGAUAGACACUGCCGUGUGUCAGCCAUGUUUGUGUGCCUGCCUUUCUCUGAGUCCUUGCGACGCACCGGUAACAGACAGGCCGCCUACAGCAGACGACUUUUGAUGUCAUAUUCCAGGCUAUUUUUAUCCGGUUCACGGGAGAAAGGUCAAGGCCUUUUUCCGCGGACUGUAGCAAUGCCUGACGUCAUGUUCAUGCUACGUCACGUGUCGUCUGCUUGAGUGCUGAGUCUGCUGCUUUUGGCUGGUGCGUGGAGCUGUUCAGUAGCCGGGUGGUGACCAACAGGGUGUUCGUGAGACUUGAGUGUGUUUCCGGUGCUGUUUGUGUGAGCGGGUGACCACCAGACCUUUGACACGCCGCGUGGGUGUGGAGUUUGGUCUGUCUUCACGGAUGUAUUUCGGGUGCUCGAACAAGUGAUACCUUCCCUGCGUCCUUCACAAACUUCGAGGAAAGAGUGAGGGCGGUUUACCAGACAUUGACUUGAUAUGUGUGCCUGCUGCUAGCAUGAUACAGCCUAGAUCAAAAGCAUGAAUAUCUUCAUUUUCAUUAUAGUUUCAGCAGGACUGCCUGCCCUAGUCAGCACACAAUACGGCUGCUUCGAACACUUUAAUCGGACAGUUUCUGUGAAAAUACCUGAAAAAAUUACGGCUGGCACUACGUUAUUUACAGAUCUGACAACAGAUAUCGUUACUUUAGGGUAUUCAUUUAACAAACUGAUUCCAUUCUUUGCUGAACUGCACGUUUACCGUGAUGGCGUAAAGUAUAAUGUUUCUAUGGUGGCAACAACCAAUCUCACUGAAAUUGACGAAAAUAAGACAUUAUGCGAGAUGUCUGGAAAAUGGGGACUUACACUAGAAUGCCAGUCUUCAAGUGCCGUGAUUUACGUCGACUUUGAUGUGAUUUACACUGACGACUAUGCACCCGUGUGGAAUAAAAAUCUCUCUUACUCAACACCAGAGCUGGUUCCAGAAAAUACGACGAUUGCAAACCUGGGAAAAAUCGACGGACUUUACACAGACCAGGAUUGUGUAUUGCUAGCAACAACACAAACAGCAUAUUCUAUUCAGGGAGGAAACACCGAGGCAGCAUUUCGAAUGUCAGGUUAUGGCGAAAUCCUUGUGGACAGAUUAAUUUCUUACCAAAAAGGAGAAACUGAGUUUGAACUAACUGUGCUCAUUACAACGUUUCAAAGCUUUGACUUGCCUGGGAAAAAUGGUUCCGCACCAGUUGUAGUCAGAAUCAUUGAUAUUGAUGACAAUGAUCCGGUUUUCGACAACAUGGUAUAUAUUUUUCAUGUGGAAGAAGAGAACGCCUCCGAGAUUGGUCAAAAACAGCCGACUUCUCCACCAGUCUUUGCAUUUGACCAAGACACUGGGAUCAACGACAAAGUUACAUACUCCAUUAACGACACCAGUAGCACAGUCGACAUCAGUCAUGAAACUGGGCAUAUCUGGAUAACACGUGUACUGGACAGAGAAGUGAAUUCUUCCGUUAGUAUGACGGUUAAGGCAAACCAAGUGCACAACUCUUGGAGGUCCGCGACAGCCACUAUCCUAGUGAUGGUAGACGAUAUCAACGACAACCGCCCAAAGUUUCUGUCAGACAACCCUACUAUUGUCAGUAUUCCAGAACACUCCGCUUUCGGCUCUUUUGUUGUUCGAGUUCUUGCCAUUGAUGCAGAUGAGGGAGAUAAUGCACUUUUCAAUUACACACUUAAAACAGAGGAAAGUCUCUUCGCUAUCCAAACUGAUAUUCUGGGAAACCUGCAAUAUGGCAUCGUGACUGUGUCCAAUUCUUCUGCUCUGGACAGGGAAAUCUUUUCUUACCUAAAUAUGACGGUCCAAACUAAAGAAUUCAGGCCGCCACAAGGAGGAGACUGCAUCUCUGGGAUGUGCAGCAUCACCAUCACCAUACAACUGAUUGACAUCAACGACAACAGUCCCGUCUUCGACAACUCCAGCUACAAAUUGAUCGUGAAGGACAAUAACAAAGACGUCUUUCUAAUGCUGGUCAAUGCCAGUGAUGCUGACGAAGGUGAGAACGCAGACUUGAGGUACAGUUGUGUGCCCUCCUACGCCCUCGGCAGUGACGGUUGCAGUGUAAUUACAGUUGAGGAUAAAACUGGGGAAAUCAGUCUCAGUCAGCCUCUGGACAGUUUACAGGUUUACUAUGCCUCAAUAGAAGCAUGUGACAGCCCUACUGAUGUCUCACAAAUGCGCUGUACCACAGUUCCCAUUAGAAUCAGUCUGAACCCUGACCUUCUGCUCAAUGUGACGUCAUACAACUUCACAGUUUAUGAGAAUUUGCCGGCGGGUACCUACGUUGCUGACAUCUUGAAUUACAAUCUUCAAUUUGAGCUCCAAGAUAAAGAAUUUGAGCUUAAUGAACGAACUCUCCGUACAAAAAGGUCCUUCGACAGGGAGGAACAGGCCAAGUUCUUGUUUGUUAUCAGCACUCAUAACGAGAAAAGCACAAACAUCUCUGUUCUGGUCACUGUUUUGGAUGUCAACGACAACAGCCCCUCAUUUGGCAACUCCAGCUACAUACUGACCGUGAUGGACAAUAGGAAGAAUAUCAUUGUAGGAAUGAUUAAUGCAAGCGAUGCUGACGAAGGUGAGAAUGCGGUGCUGACGUACAGCUGUGUGUCCUCUGUAACAAGCAAUGAUGCCUGCGAUGUCAUGACAGUCAACGACACAACUGGGGAGGUCGUGCUUCUAGGGCCCCUGGACAGUUUACACACGUACUACGCGCUGGUCGAGGCGUGUGACAGUCCGACUGACUUCUCACAGAGUCGCUGCACAACAGUUCCUGUUACAAUCAGUCUACAUCCCGACCUUGCACUCAACGUGACGUCAUACAACUUCACUGUUCACGAGAAUUUGCCGGCGGGGACGUACGUUGGCGACAUCUUGACUUACAACGAUUACUAUUCACUCCAACAUGACGACUUCGAACUUCUCGAAAGAACUCUUCGAACAACAAAAUCAUUGGACCGCGAGAGACAGCCCCACUACAUGCUCGUCAUCAGCACAAACAAUAAGAAUAACACUAACAUCACAGUCUUGGUCAUUGUGCUGGACGUCAACGACAACAGCCCUGUCUUCAACAAAACCAACUACAAACUUACCGUGACGGACAACACCAACAACUCCACUGUAGAUACAAUUGAUGCUAACGAUGAUGACGAGGGCGAGUAUGCAGACCUCAGGUACUCAUGCGUGUCCUCUAUUCACACCGCUAACGAUGGUUGUAGGCAGAUCACUAUCAACAACACAACGGGUGAAAUAAUGCUACAAAAACCCUUGCCCAAUCCCGAAAUAUAUUUUGCUCUGGUGGAGGCGUGUGACAGUCCGACGGAAGUCUCACAAAGUCGCUGCACCACAGUUCCUUUUAACAUCAGUCUGCCUCCUGACUUCCACCUCAACGUGACGUCAUACAACCUUACGGUUUACGAGAAUUUGCCUGCGGGGACCUAUGUGGGCGACCUCUGGGAUUACAAUGAACACUUUGAGAUCCAGCAUGACAUAUUUGAACUGAACAAAGGAACUCUCCGCACAAAAGACUCACUGGACAGAGAGAAACAGGACCAGCUCAUGUUUGUCAUCAACACUAAUAACCAGAACAACACAAACAUCUCAGUCCUGGUUACUGUUCUGGACGUCAACGACAACAGCCCCGUCUUCAACAACACCAACUACAACCUGACUGUGGUGAACAACACUAAGGACGCCCUCAUACAGACGGUAACUGCUACCGAUGCUGACGCUGGUGAGAAUGCAGACCUCAGGUACCAAUGUCUACCCUCCUACGUACCAUACAGUGAUGGUUGUACUGUGAUCACUAUCAACAAUACAACUGGUGACAUAAGGCUGAUACAAUCCUUGGAGAGUUUUAACUCUAAAAUAUAUUUUGCGCUGAUUGAAGCAUGUGACACGCCAACUGACGCCUCACAACGUCGCUGCACGACAGUUCCUAUUAGAAUCAGUCUUCCCCCUGACUAUCACCUCAAUGUGACGUCAUACAACUUCACAGUUCACGAGAAUUUGCCGGCGGGGACAUACGUUGGCGACAUCUUGAAUAACGACCAUAACUUUGAGCUUCAGGAUGACACGUUCGAACUUCAUGAACGAACUCUCCGCACAAAACAACCGCUGGACCGAGAGAAACAGGACCACUACUUGUUUGUCAUCAACACUAACAACCAGAACAACACUAACAUCACAGUCCAGGUCAGUGUGCUGGACGUCAACGACAACAGCCCCGUCUUCAACAACACCAACUACAAACUAACCGUGGUGAACAACACUAAGGACGCCCUCGUAGAGACGGUCCGUGCUAGGGAUGCUGACGAAAGUGAAAACGCAGAUCUCAGUUACAAGUGUGUGUCUGUAGCCGACGUGGAUGGUUGUGGUGAGAUUACUGUCAACAACGAAACUGGGGACAUAAGGCUACGACAGCGUCUCACCAAAUCACAAAUGUAUUUUGCACUGGUUGAGGCGUGUGAUAACCCUGUUGAUGCCUCACAAAGUCGCUGUACAUCAGUUCCUAUUAGAACCAGUCUGCCUCCUAAUUUUGACCUCAACGUGACGUCAUAUAACUUCACGGUUCACGAGAAUUUGCCGGCGGGGACGUACGUUGGCGACCUCUUGGAUUAUGACAAUCACUUUGAGCUCCAUCAUGACAAAUUUCAACUUGAUGAAAGAACUAUCCGCACAAAAGAUUCAUUAGACCGAGAGGCUCAAGACCAUUACAUGUUUGUCAUCAACACCAACAACCAGAACAACACAAACAUCUCAGUGCUGGUCACUGUCCUGGACGUCAACGACAACAGCCCCGUCUUUGAUAACUCCAACUACAGACUGACUGUGGUGAACAACACUAAGGACGCCCUCGUACACAAGAUCGAUGCUAGUGAUGCUGAUGAAGGUGAGAAUGCACACCUCAGGUACAGAUGCAUGCCUUCCUAUGUCAGUAGUAGCAAUGACUGCAGUGUGUUUACUGUUAACAACACAACUGGUGAAAUACGGUUGCAGCAGCCCCUUCCCCGUUCAGAAAUGUAUUUUGUGCUAGUGGAGGCGUGUGAUACUCCGACUGAUAUCUCACAAAGUCGCUGCACGACAGUUCCUGUCAGAAUCAGUUGGCCUUCAGAUUUUGACCUUAACGUGACGUCAUACAAUUUCACGGUUCACGAGAAUUUGCCGGCGGGGACGUACGUUGGAGACAUCUUGUCUUACGACCCUCACUUUGAGCUUCGAGAUGACACGUUUGAACUUAAAGAAAGAAAUCUUCAAACAGUAGAACCAUUGGACCGAGAAAAGCAAGACCAAUACAUGUUUGUCAUCAACACCAAUGACCAGAACAACACAAACAUCUCAGUCCUGGUCACUGUCCUGGACGUCAACGACAACAGCCCUGUCUUCAACAAGUCUAACUAUAGACUGCUUGUAAAGGACAACGAAACAAACACCUUCGGAGAGACGAUUAAUGCUAGUGAUGCUGACGAAGGUGAGAAUGCGGUGCUGACGUACAGCUGUGUGUCCUCUGUAACAAGCAAUGAUGCCUGUGAAGUCAUUACAGUCAAUGACACAACUGGGGAAAUAAGGCUUUCAUGGCAUCUGGUCGGUUCACACACGUAUUACGCGCUGGUUGAAGCAUGUGACAGUCCCACUGACAUCUCACAGAGACGCUGUACCACAGUACCUGUUAGUCUCCAUCUUCCUUCAGCCCUCAGCGUGACGUCAUACAACUUCACGGUUCACGAGAAUUUGCCGGCGGGGACGUACGUUGGCGAGAUCUUGGAUUAUGAAGGUCACUUUGAGCUCCAUCAUGACAAAUUUCAACUUGAUGAAAGAACUAUCCGCACAAAAGGUUCAUUGGACCGAGAGAAGGAAGACCAGUUCCUGUUUGUCAUCAACACCAACAACCAGAACAACACAAACAUCUCAGUGCUGGUGACUGUCCUGGACGUCAACGACAACAGCCCUGUCUUUGAUCGCUCCAACUACAGACUGACUGUGGUGGACAACACUCGUGACGCCCUCGUACACAAGGUCAAUGCUAGCGAUGAUGAUGAAGAUGAGAAUGCACGCCUCCAGUACAGAUGCAUGCCUUCCUAUGUCAGUAGUAGUAAUGGCUGCAGUGUGUUCACUGUUAACAACGCAACUGGUGAAAUAAGGUUGCAGCAGGAACUAACCAGUUUAGAAAUGUAUUUUGUGAUAGUGGAGGCGUGUGAUACUCCGACUGAUACCUCACAAAGUCGCUGCACCACAGUUCCUGUCAGAAUUAGUCUACCUCCUGAUUUUGACCUCAACGUGACGUCAUAUAACUUCACGGUUCACGAGAAUUUGCCGGCGGGGACGUACGUUGGCGACAUCUUGAAUAACGACCAUAACUUUGAGCUUCAGGAUGACACAUUUGAACUUCAUGAACGAACUCUCCGCACAAAAGAACUGCUGGACCGAGAGAAACAGGACCACUACUUGUUUGUCAUCAACACUAACAGCCAGAACAAUACUAACAUCACAGUCCAGGUCACUGUCCUGGACGUCAACGACAACAGCCCCGUCUUCAACAACACCAACUACAAACUGACCGUGGUGAACAACACUAAGGAUGAAUUAUUAGAGACGAUCCGUGCUAGUGAUCCUGAUGAAGGUAAAAACGCAGAUCUCAGUUACAAGUGUGUGUCUGUAGCGGACAUGGAUGGUUGUGGUGAGAUUACUGUCAACAACGAAACUGGGGAGAUAAGGCUACGACAGCCUCUCACCAAAUUACAAAUGUCUUUGGCACUGGUUGAGGUGUGUGAUAACCCUGUUGAUGACUCACAAAGUCGCUGUACUUCAGUUCCUAUCAGAAUCAGUCUGCCUCCUGAUUUUGACCUCAACGUGACGUCAUACAACUUCACGGUUCACGAGAAUUUGCCGGCGGGGACGUACGUUGGCGACCUCUUGGAUUAUGACGGUCACUUUGAGCUCCAUCAUGACAAAUUUCAACUUGACGAAAGAACUAUCCGCACAAAAGGUUCAUUGGACAGAGAGAAGGAAGACCAGUUUCUAUUUGUCAUCAACACCAACAACCAGAACAGCACAAACAUCUCAGUCCUGGUCACUGUCCUGGACGUCAACGAUAACAGCCCUGUCUUUGAUAACUCCAACUACAGACUGACUGUGGUGGACAACACUCGUGACGCCCUCGUACACAAGGUCAAUGCUAGCGAUUCUGAUGAAGGUGAGAAUGCACGCCUCCAGUACAGAUGCAUGCCUUCCUAUGUCAGUAGUAGUAAUGGCUGCAGUGUGUUCACUGUUAACAACGCAACUGGUGAAAUAAGGUUGCAGCAACAACUAACCAGUUCAGAAAUGUAUUUGGUGCUAGUGGAGGCCUGUGAUACUCCGAACGAUACCUCACAAAGUCGCUGCACCACAGUUCCUGUCAGAAUCAGUCUGCCUCCCAAUUUUGACCUCAACGUGACGUCAUACAACUUCACGGUUCACGAGAAUUUGCCGGCGGGGACAUACGUUGGCGAUAUCUUGUAUUACGACCCUCACUUUGAGCUUCAACAUAACAUGUUUGAGCUUAAUGGAAGAAACCUUCAAACAUUAAAAUCACUGGACCGAGAAAUGCAGGACCAGUACAUGUUUGUCAUCAACACCAACGACCAGAACAACACAAACAUCUCAGUCCUGGUCACAGUUUUAGACGUCAACGACAACAGCCCGGUCUUUAACAACUCACACUACAGGCUGACUGUGGUGGACAACAAAGAAAACACCUUCUUAGAGAUGAUUAACGCUAGUGAUGCUGACGAAGGUGAGAAUGCAGUGCUCAGGUACAGGUGUGUGUCCUCUGUAACAAGCAAUGAUGCCUGCGGUGUCAUGACAGUCAAUGGCACAACUGGGGAAACAAGGCUUCUGCAGCCUCUGGUCAGUUCACAAACCUAUUACGCGCUGGUUGAAGCGUGUGACAGUCCCACUGACAUCUCACAGAGUCGCUGCACCACAGUUACUGUCAGAAUCAGUCUACCUCCUGAUUUUGACCUCAACGUGACGUCAUACAACUUCACGGUUCACGAGAAUUUGCCGGCGGGGACGUAUGUUGGCGAGAUCUUGAAUUACGACGAUUUGUUUGUACUUCAACAUGACAAUUUCGAACUCCAUAAAGGAACUCUCCGCACAAAGAAGCCUCUGGACAGAGAGGACCAGGAUCAUCACAAUCUUAUCGUCAACACCAACAACCAGAACAACACGAAUAUCUCCGUCCUCGUUAUUGUCCUGGACGUCAAUGACAACAACCCCAUCUUCAACCCGAACAACGGAUCUGUGACGUUGAGCGGGGAAGAGACGACUGGUCACGUGAUCACAGUUGUCAACGCCUCAGACCUCGAUGAGGGAGACAAUGCUAAAAUUACCUACAUCUUACAGCCGGAAUCAAUGUUGCAGUACUUCUACAUCAAUGAUUCAGGGGCGGUAAUUCUACAAACAUUGUCAACCUUGGAGACGAUGGACCUGCUGGUCAAGGCUUCAGAUGGUGGUUCACCAUCAUUGUCCGGCUUCUACACACUCAGGAUAACUAUCCCAGCAGUAAACGGAAGCGUUGUCAUUUUUGCACCAGUGACUAACGACAAACUAGAGAAAAACAGAAUUGAGAGAGAACUUAUUCGAAUCCUAGGCGUUAAUGUCACCGUUGAAACCAUUCGACAACAUUCAGUUGACAGCUCAGCAGUAUACAUCACUGCACGGGGUAUGAGCACAGGUCAGCCACUGAAAGUUGAAGAACUUCAAAAGCUUGUGGACUCGAAACCUGCAGAAAUCGCUGACCUGUUUCGUCAGAAUGUCCCUGAUGGCACCAAUGAGAGGGCAAUUGCUGCAGACGACUUCACCACUCCAGUCAUCGUCCUCAUCGUCAUUGCCGCCGUCCUCCUCAUUGCUCUUAUUAUCGCCACAGUUUUCAUUGCAAGGGCUCACAAGAGCAGAAAACGUAACAAACGCAUGUUUAAGAGUCUCUCCACACCAGCCACCUUUUACGACACGGCCAAAACGGACGCCGAGAAGUCGGAUGAAAGCAUUGGAACUAUCAACCCCGCUUUUGUCGACGAUGAUGAGUCCCAGAGCGUCACGCUGGUCAACGAAACGGAAGUGACGUCAGUAGCCGACAUGCAGUCAUUUCAUGAAGCUGGCGACAAUGACGAUGACGUCUCCGAGAACGAAGGGACGGGGCGGCCGCCAGAUGCCGAUAGCGGGGUUCCUAGCGACCGAGAAAACGGACAUGGAGAUGAUGACGACAUUGACAACAGUUCUGACGAUGGCGGCUCAUCUCCUCAGAGUCCGCACAGCUCCAGAUACCUUGAGGCUGUGCUGGACGAACCCUUGCUGAACUCCGCUGACCCCGAACAUGACGCCGUCGACGUGACGUCACCCGGAAUGUAUUCUGAAGCACUAGAAGCUUUGCUGCUUCCGGUUGAUUCCCUCGACAGCGGUCCUCCUGCCGAGCCUCCGGUGGACUUCGAUGUUCAGGAUAAUUAUCCGACAUUCGCUGAAGAAGAGUUUCCGAAGGAGAUCACGGAGGCAGCGCUUCCAAUCGCCGAGGCCGAGGUUGGAAGCGACCUUGACCCAGUGACCCCUGAGGACGAGGUUGAGGACACCGGCUCACUGAAUGGCUUCCUUGGCUUUCGGCUCCCGACUAGGUCCUUCACGCCCCCCAUGGUACGCAAGUCGCAGGAGCAGAGGGAAGAGGAGUUAGAGCCCAUGCCGGAAGAGCCCAUGCCAGACUACGGCAAGAAAGUUCGCUUCAACUUCCAGGUCACGGAGCACGAGAUAACGGACUACAACGACAACGAUGAAGACCUCGAUGAAGAUGACAAUGACACUGAAAAUCCAGCAGAUAACGAGGAGUUUCCUAUGCCGCCACCACCACUACCACCUCCACCGCCACCAACUUUAUCUACAGACCACAAUCUAAUCAACGAGUCCAGCGAUGACUCGAGAAGAGGCGAUGAACAUGAUCCUAACACAAAUGAAGAAGAGGAGAUAACGUCUUUCUAACGCAAGAUUUGGUUAUUUGUUUAAGAAACUGUAUACAUUUUUAGGAAAAUACAUUUUGAUUAUAAUGAGAAAAGUAUCAACUUCUACAGACUUUUGUAUAUUCAGCUUUAAUUACUAUUUAUAAUUCCAAAAUCUUUAAUCUAAUUUAACAUGGUUUGCAUUCGAUGAAAACAUGUAUGAUAAUACGGAGAUGAAUCACAUUAUUCAAGUUUUUAUUAUAGUUUUUUAUUAUAAUAAUGUUUAUAUUGUUUUAAAUGUUGCCAUAACAAAUGUCUCACUAAAUUUCUCAAGACUUCCAUCAGUAAAAGCGACAAUUUUAAAACACAAUUCGCUACAUUACUUAUCCAUUAAGGACUAGGUGAUUUAAUACUUUAAUUAUUCACAUCCCCGUAAGUCCUUAUUCGUCAUUACGAUGAACUUGUACCUUACUUUGCAUCAUAAGCUAAAUAAUUGUUCAUUUCCAGGACUAAAUCGUAAUGGUACUGGGUUUAUUUUUUUAUAACUCUCAUCUCCGGUUCUGUCUUUGCACCGAAAUAUAAAAGUGUUUAUAACUGCACCAGUCAGACACGCAAUUUGACAAAAAUGAAUAUCUUUUAAAUAAUAAAGAAUUUACCCGUAUUUUUUAUAAGGGGAUGUAUUUUCUUUAUUAAAAACCAUGUAAAAAAAUUAAUGGAUCAGACACCGUUACAUGAAAACGUAAUACACACACACAUACAGUUAGUCUCUGUCCUUCUUUAUCCAACAAACGACAGUUUGAACCAAUACAGCAGUAUAUGUAAACAACUAUUUUCUACACUUUAUGGCGGCGGUAACAAAUUUGUUCAAAUGAAGACAGCUUCACGGCGUUUUAACAUCUGGCCACAGACUAGGUACCGGCUCACAUGCCUUCAACAUAUUUCAUGGAGUAUCCGGAACAGAAAUAUCACUUUUAAAUCACAAUAAAGAACAAAUUUUUGUCGUUUA
Pomacea canaliculata is the source of this 11102-nucleotide messenger RNA. RefSeq names its product protocadherin Fat 4-like. Gene Ontology annotation, cellular component: plasma membrane. The transcript is spliced from 77 exons. The record is from RefSeq and is a predicted model, not a curated record. Gene Ontology annotation, biological process: homophilic cell-cell adhesion. The coding region runs from base 630 to 10139 and encodes 3169 amino acids. Gene Ontology annotation, molecular function: calcium ion binding. Lineage: Eukaryota; Metazoa; Mollusca; Gastropoda; Architaenioglossa; Ampullariidae.